CGCCCGCCUCAACGACGCCAACGACAACAACCUACCUCCAAAAUCGCCCUGCCCUGAUUGAGCCACCGGCAAUCGCCGUUCCGGCGCCAACUCCAGAAUGAAUGUAGCAAAUGUUCCUGCGACCGUUAGGAUAUCCGGCCCACCGAACAGCAGUUUCCUGGUGGGCUACCCCGGCAUCUCGGCGACUCUGCCCAGAAUUGUCGGCAAGGUCGAAAUCCGCCCCGGCGCAGGCUUCUCAGCCGCGGUGAACAUUUCGAUGGUGCGCAUCUGUCUCCAGCGCCGAGAGACGAUACACCCGGCGGCCGAAAAUGUUGCGAAACGACACCUAGGGACGCCGCGGCGCGAGACGGCGGAUCUGGUGGGGAAGGAGGUGCUUCUCUUUCGAUGUGUAUCAGGGAAGGAGGCGGAGAGCGUGAUUGCCAUGGACCUACCAUUCCAGAUAUUUAUACCCUUUGGGCGCGGGGGUGAAGAGACAAACCGCCGGAUCCCGCCUGCGAGCUUGCAACUCCCCAGUCGAAUCGCCGAGACGUAUUACGAGCUCGUGGUCACGGUUCAGCAAGGGUCCAGCAUGCAGAAUCGAUACAGCUUCCCCAUCCCUCUUCAGCGGUACGACACGCUCUCGACGUUCGGCAUGUACAACCGCCCGGAGACCCGGGUGGCCACGGCAGACCACAUUGUGAACUUGGGCAUAUCGCUCCCGAAAUGGAGUUAUGGACCAUUGGACCCCAUUACGGUCUAUGUCAAGCUCUCGCCAAAUCCGGACUAUCUGAACAAGGCGAAGAGGGUGACAAUACAGAAGAUUACGCUCACCAUCGAAGAGGAGAUUACGUUCAAUCCGGAAGGGGACGAGCCGACAAAGAAGAUCAACAAAAUCGCGAAACACACGCAGACGGUGGGGACGAAGAUGCCUGAGACCGGAUACAUUACGAACCUAGGGCUCGUGCUGCCUGCGCGGGACCUCCGGGAUCCGGAUGGCAUAAUAAAAAGGGGUAAGCCGGCAUUUCCGAUGUACGAGGUUACGAGCUUCACGACAACAUCAACGCUCUAUAAGAUCGAGUUCUUUCUGAGUAUCAAGGCGCACAUGACGUCAGCUCGGGAUAUCACAUUACGCCAGCCGAUCGUAGUGUGCCCAUUGGAUCAGCAAGCUUGCAAGGAGGAGAUGGAUGCCAUCGAGCAGGCGGCAAAGGACGCCUCACAUGUCGAUCCGAACAACCCUAUUCUUCCAGACCGGACUAUCGUCCUGGCUAGCGAAAGGAACUCGAUCCGGCAUCUUGGGUUGUGUGAGGUCGGGGGUGUCAAGAAGAUGCUAAUCGAAUGAUACCGAGAUACCCACGUUAUUAGUUAAAAAUCGGAUAGCCGACACAGCGCACGGCGCCGACCAGGAACGCCUUGCGCAUGCAGCAGGAACCACCAUUCGCGGCUAAGGAACCUCGACUGUUCCUAACAGCUAGCCGAGUCGAGAGUUUCUUCCCUGACUGAAUGUCGAAGGGCGCGCGAAUGGAUGACGAGCAAACUGGUGGCUGGACAUCCAGCAAAGCACCUUUUUGCUGAACGGAUUCGUUGGCUACACUAGGUAUCGGCAGGCUUUGGGGAUUAGCCGACAAAGGGGAGAGUCAAAAAUACCCAGCGCCCCGCAUCAUAGUCAUGAAUGAUGGGAACCGUGCGAUUUUGCGGAUCUUGG
Messenger RNA from Chaetomium strumarium, 1681 nucleotides. RefSeq lists its product as uncharacterized. The record is from RefSeq and is a predicted model, not a curated record. The coding region runs from base 98 to 1318 and encodes 406 amino acids. Lineage: Eukaryota; Fungi; Ascomycota; Sordariomycetes; Sordariales; Chaetomiaceae. The transcript has 3 exons. Gene Ontology annotation, cellular component: division septum. Gene Ontology annotation, biological process: division septum assembly.